GUCCAGUAGUUCUCCAGAACGUGUUUCUGUUUUCCGAGCCUGGAGUGAGGCAGUGAAGCCGCCUUGACCUUUCACCCUGUUCUGUGCUAACGGUCGCCUCCUGCAGUGGGGAGUUUACCCGCUCACGUUCCGGUUCGAACCCCCCGCCAGGCGAGCCCGCGGUGCCCGUUAACGGCUGGGUUCGGUCGCUUCAGCAGAACCGGGGCGGUACCGCCUGGAAGCUAACGGCUAACAGAUGGAGGAGUUUCUGCGGAGCUGCCGGCGGAUCCUACAGGAGAACCCGGACCGGGCCGGUCCAGACGUCCACGUGGUUCUGGGGAACGAAGCCUGUGAUGUUGACUCCAUGGUGUCCGCCAUGGCCUUCUACUUCCUGUUUAAGACUGCAGGUGGUGACUCGCUGGUUCUGCCCCUGAUGAACAUCCGGCAGUCAGACUUGGCGCUGCGGUCCGACAGCGUGUUCUUGCUGCGUCGCGCCGCUCUGCCGCAACACCUGCUGCUGUUCCGGGACCAGCUGGACCUGCGGGCGCUGCGGCGCGCCGGCCGCCUGCGGCUCACCCUAGUGGAUCACAACGUCCUGCCCAGUUCAGACACUGACCUGGAGGGGGCAGUAGUGGAGGUGCUUGACCACCGUCAGGCUGAGAGGACACCCUCCCCAACCUGUCCCGUUACCGUGGAGAUGGUAGGAUCCUGUGCUACCUUGGUAACCGAACGCAUCAUCAAGGAGGCUCCACAGAUUCUGGACCAACAGCUCGCCCUCCUACUUUACGCCACAGUGGUGCUGGACUGUGUCAACAUGGCUGCCGCUGCUGGUAAAGUGACUCCUAAAGACAGCUGCUACGUUGCUGAGCUGGAGGCGCGAUUCCCCUCUCUGCCACCAAGGGGCGCUCUGUUCCAGGAGCUGCAGAAGGCCAAGUUGGACGUCUCAGGUCUGAACAUGGAGCAGAUGUUGUUAAAAGACAUGAAAACUGUUUCAGGAAGUCUCAACGUCGCCCUUCCUGUUAUCUACCUCACUCUGGAGGAGCUGCUGCAGAGGGCGGAGUUGGAGGCGGAGCUUUCAGCUUUCUGUCACAAGUCAGGAUUUGAUGUGCUGCUGCUGAUGACGAUCUCCUUCACUGAGAGCGAGGAGCCAAUCAGAGAGCUCGCUGUGUUCAGCCACAGCAGCACCUGCAGGGAGCAGGUGAGCGCUUACUUGCAGCGGGCCCAGAGCCCCGCCCUCGGCCUCAGCCCGCCCCCUGUCCACCCUCUGAUCUCAGCGUUCCAUCAAGGUAACGCGCUGGCGUCCAGGAAGAAGCUCCUCCCCCUGGUCCAGGACUUCCUGAAGGAGUGUGAUGGCGCCAUUUGCCUGGGAGACGCGGAAGAGGAGCCGGCGGUGCCGCCCACGCCCACAAACAGCCUGGUGGACAGCUGCCCUCUGGACGGCGGCCUGCCGCGCAUCACCGCCGAGGAGCUGCAGGGCAAGUUCGAUGACCUCUAACCUCACCUCUGUUACCACGGCAACGACGCUGGAAAAUGGAGAUGCAGCAUCAGAACACAAAGUACGGUCAAGAAUCUUUUCAAACUCGCAUCAAUCUGGCGGGUCCAACAGAACCUACUGGAUCGGCCAAAGAGCAGCGGAGAGACGUUCUGUCCCAACCCUUCAGAAUAAAAGCCAUUAUAUCAUAAAUUAAAUAAACUUUUCGAAAUUAAA
This is a messenger RNA of Poeciliopsis prolifica (blackstripe livebearer), 1687 nucleotides long. RefSeq names its product exopolyphosphatase PRUNE1-like. Gene Ontology annotation, molecular function: exopolyphosphatase activity. Gene Ontology annotation, cellular component: cytoplasm. NCBI's taxonomy places the organism in Eukaryota, Metazoa, Chordata, Actinopteri, Cyprinodontiformes, Poeciliidae. The record is from RefSeq and is a predicted model, not a curated record.